Molecule: messenger RNA, 7100 nt
Organism: Drosophila biarmipes
Lineage: Eukaryota; Metazoa; Arthropoda; Insecta; Diptera; Drosophilidae
Gene: Su(Tpl)
Product: RNA polymerase II elongation factor Ell
Exons: 5
Coding region: 1024-4332 (1102 amino acids)
Biological process (GO): transcription elongation by RNA polymerase II; snRNA transcription by RNA polymerase II; positive regulation of transcription elongation by RNA polymerase II
Cellular component (GO): transcription elongation factor complex
Molecular function (GO): cis-regulatory region sequence-specific DNA binding
Source: RefSeq, a predicted model, not a curated record
CCAUUUACAUUAUUGUUGCUUGGACGUGGCAGCCAUGACGUGAUUUCUGAGUUUUUGUUAAACAGAUUACACUAUUAAUUGUAGCGAAAACUGUUAAUUAAGGGGAAUACGUGCAUUACUCGCCACCGCCUAUCGAUUGCCAGUGUAAAGCCAGAAAUCAAUGCAGAGUGAAAUUAAGUCGGAGCAGCAACAAGGCAACGGAGCAGAAAUCAGCAAUAUACAUACACACACUGAAAAGCAACAAUCAACAAACAACAGCAACAAGAAGUCAACGUCCAAAUUUUAAAGCUCAUUGUCGCUGUUGCCUCCCUUAUCGAUUGAUCGAUAGCUGCAGAUCAAACCAAACCAUACCACCCAACCGAUAAAUCGCACUACCCAACACUGCUGGGCGAGAGAGCAGAGCGAUUGAGCGCAAAACAGCUGAUUGCGACUGGCACACGGUUGUUGUUGUUGCAGUCGCGCUGUUUUUUUUGUUUCUGUUUUGUUGGAACUUUUUCGCUGCAGCGAGAAAGAGAGCGGCGCGAGAGGGAGAGCAGCACAAACUACUACUACGUGUGACGUGGUGUGGGGGCAUACAGGUGGCAAAACAGCUGUUCACACAGCAAAAGCAAUCUGUUUUUUAGUAGAAUACAUAAUCAAUUUGCCGCCUGCAGUUUCCAGCUAAGAAACACAAAACUCAUACAACCAAAAACCAACAGUAACAACAAGCAGGAGAGAAGAGGGACUUUCAGAGAGGCAGCUUCCAGGAUCGACCUACCACUUCCAGUGCUUCCCGUCCUUUCCAAGAGACCAGCGACGAAGAGCGCCAGACCAAGAGCAGUGCACCAGACCUUCCAAGCGAACCAGCCCCCCUUCCACGAUUUCCAAGCUGGCCCAACCAACCAACGGCAUCCCUCCAAUUCCAACCUUCCAGUCAUCAUCAACAUCAACAUCGGCACCGGCAUCAGCAUCAUCCAUUUCAUCCGGGAACGAUCGAGGGGCUAUCUAAUUGCUAUCUAAUUGGCGGCUAGCUGCGCGCACGUUAUGACCAAUUCGAUUGCGUCAACGAAAUGCCUGCCCAAUGCACUAUCGACCGGCAAUUAUGGAAUGUCCCAGAGCCACCGUUACACCGAUGAUAGCAAGGAGUACAUCAUCGUCAAGCUCACCGAUUCCGCGUUCCGUGCGAUCGAGGAAUACCAGCGCGAUGAGAACGCCAAGCGGCUGCAGCCCGGCCAGCGGGCCAAGAUCCAAUUCGCGGGCAACACGGGCUUCAUCCAGUUCCCGCGACCAGCAACGGAUGCUAAUGGCAUCCCUAAUGCUAAUGGCAAUGGCAGCGACGCCGCGUCCGGAGGAGGAGGCAGUGGAGGUGGACGCAAAUUUGGAUUCACCAUCAACAAUAUGGAGGGAACGCUGGAGUGCGUUCAGCAGCAGCAACAGAACCUCGGAGUCCUCGGACCGGUCACCCUGCGAAUGCGAAUCCAUGCCAAUGACGAUGUCUACGAUACGACACGCACAAAAAUGGCCAUUGCCGAGGAGACGGAGAAGAGCAAGUGCAUCAGGGAGAUCAAGCCGAAUCAGUCGGAUAUCGGGCGUAAGGUGAAGAAGCCGCCAUCAGCAUUCCAAGCCUCCAUGUCCUCCGCAUCCGCCAACUCCAACGCCUCCUCCAACUCUGGUUUGACGACGACGACGGCAUUUCAUCAUCACAGCAACAGCAACAACAGUGGGAACAACAACAGCAACAGCAGCAGCAGCAAUAGUUUUAAUAGCAACAACCAUAGUCGUAAGUUAGGUUCAUCGCCAUUUAAUGGCCUAGGCGUAGGAUCCAGCAGCUCCUCCAGCAGCGCUUUUGCCUCGCGCUCGCCCAAUCCCAGCACGCUGGGCGCCAGCGGCACAGUCAAUGGCUCUGGUGGCCUUGGUGGUGGUCGCUAUGGCGGCGGCGGUGGCGGUGGGGCAGCCUCCUCGCUCGCUUCCACAUUCGCCAACGGCAUCUCGCAGGGCUACAAUAACCUGAGCGGCAGCUCGCCAAGGGACGCCAUGCCAGCUGCAGCAGCACCAGCAUCAUCUGCAUCAGCAUCAGCCAUCUCCUCACGCAACAAGAUGCCAAGCGGGGGCCUCACCUCCUCCAACUCCAACUCCUCCUCGUCCUCCAGGAGUGCCAAUAACAAGUCGUCGGGCGGCAACAAGAUGUCGGACGUGUCCAGGCGCAACAUACGCGAACGCCUCAUCCAUCUGCUGGCCCUAAAGGCGUUCAAGAAGCCGGAGCUCUUUGCGCGGCUGAAGAACGAGGGCAUACGGGACAGGGAGCGCAACCAGAUCACCAACAUACUCAUGGACAUCAGCACCAUGUCGCACAACACGUACAAUCUGCGUCGCCAGAUGUGGAACGAUGUGGACGAGAACUGGCCGUUCUUCAGCGAGCAGGAGGUGCAGCAGUUGAAGCGUCGCAAGCCGCAGAACCUGACGCCGCCGAUGAGCUCGGAUGCGGGCAGUUCGACGUCCGGCCAGAGUCCCACAUCGACGCACACGGGCAGUCCGCCGCCGCCGUCGAGCAACGGCGGUCCUGGUGGAGUCGGUGGCGGUGGAGCCGGCGGCGGGGGCCUGAAGAGGACUAGCCCCGAGUACGACGAGACCAUGUUCAGCACUGUUCAGCCCAAAAAGCAGCGCAUCAGUCACUACAAGAAGGACACGCCGCCCUCGGGCACGUCGUACUCCUCCGCUCCGAUGUCCCUGGGCUCCUCCGCCUCCAAUCGCAAUCGGUAUACACCGCCGCAAAGGCAGCCGGGUCCGUUGGAUGAUCACAGCACAAGUGACCUCAGCUACAAUGUGCUGGACAACAUGGAGGAGUUUAUGAGCUCGACGGCAGUGGCCACCCAGCAGUCGAUGGAGCAGCAGCAGCAGCAACAUCAUCCGAGAAGUAGCAGCAGCAGUAGCAGUAGUAGGCGUGGCAGCUCCUCAUUGGCGGGCACCAGCAAUGGAGGAGGCGGCAACAAGGAUAAGCGCAACUCCACGGGCAGCAACUCGAGCAGCUCCAGUGGCUACGAGACGCAGCAGGAUCGGCAGCGGACAUCGGCGACGACAUCGAACCGCAGCAGCAGCAAUAAGUCCUCAUCCGCCUCCGCCGCCGCCUCCUCCUCUUCGACGACGCCGCCAAAGCUGGCGGCCAGUUUUGUACCUGCUGCCUCCGCUUCCAGUUCCGGAUCCACAUCCGGGUCCAGCAAGCAGCGUCUGGCGCCCCAGCAGAGCGACUAUGGCUCGUACAACAGCAAUAACACGCAACAUGCGGCCUCCAACAGCAAGAAGAGGACGAGUAGCAGUGGACCCAGUGGCGGAUCGAGUGGCCAGCGGCAGAGGAACUCCAGUGCCUCCAGCUCUGGCUACCAGCAGGUGCCGCCACCCUCUGCCUCCUCGCGAUCAUCGUCCCUCCAGCAGCAGCAGCAGAAUCAGCAGCAAAAACCGCAGCAGCAGCAGCAGCAACAACAGCAGCAGCCACAUCAACAGCAGGCGCAACAGCAGCAGCAGAAUCAUUACCAUCAGCAGGCCAAGCAUCCGUCGCCCACGCAACAGCUGGCCGCUGCCGCACACGCCUAUGCCCAAUCCACCGCGGAUGCGGACUCCUCCGCCAUGCCCCGCUACGACUUCAGCCAGUACGUGCCCAUCCAGACGCUGGAGGUGCGGCGGCGCUACAAGACUGAGUUCGAGAGCGACUACGAUGAGUACCGCAAGCUGCUGACGCGCGUGGAGGAUGUGCGCAAUCGCUUCCAGGACCUGUCCGAGCGGCUGGAGAGCGCCAGGCGCUGCGACAACGGCUACGGGGACUACGAUCACAUCAAGCGGCAGAUUGUGUGCGAGUACGAGCGGAUCAACAACGACCGCACCAUUGGGGAGGACAAGCAGCGCUUCGAUUACCUGCACGCCAAGCUGGCGCACAUCAAGCAGCUGGUGAUGGACUAUGACAAGACUUUAACGGCGGCGGUGGCGCCUCCGGCUCCGGAUCCAGCAGUCGCGGAGGCGGCGGCGGCCAGGAUGGCCGAGCAGCAGAGGAGGCAGCACCACGCCGUCGAGACGAUAGAACAGAAGCCGCAGAAGCAGCGCCACCAUCCCCAACAGCAGCAGCAGCAGACGACGCAUCAUCAUCCGCAGCAGCAACAUCUGCAGCAGCAGCAACACCUGCAGCAGCAACACCUGCAACAGCAGCACCUGCAGCAGCAGCAGCAGCAGCAGCAACAUGCGCAGAAUGUGAGUGACUCGGAUGACAGCUCGGACUCGGACUCUGACUCCAACGGCGAUGACGACGAGGACUGCGACAAUUCCAACUCGAACUCCAAUACCGACGACGAUGAGCCACGCUACUGAUCCUGAUCCUUAUCCUGCUGGGACCACUUCGAUGACCAUCCGCUGAUCCCCCAUGUAAAAAGGCAAACACAUGCAAGAAACUAUUAUAAAUACUACAAACUAUUAUAGUAAAAACGCAAAAAAAUACAAAACAAUGAUGCAACAACAAACAAAACAACAAAACCAACAAAACCGACAAAAAACACCAACAAAACGUUCUAAAAGAAAUUGUACUACAAGCAAAUGGAAAAACCUUCAAAAAAAUGUUGAAAUUAUGUUAACAAAAACAAAAACUAAACAAAAAAUACAAACUUUCGCGUAAAAUAAUUUUUAUUACAUAAAACAAAGGAAAAACAAAAAACGAGGGUAGGCGGCGGGACAGUUCUGCUGCCCUCCGAUUUCUACAUCUAUAUAAAUAUAUAUAUAAUGCAUAUAUAAACUAUAUACAUAACAACAAGCCAGAAGAAGACGCGCUGAGGAGGAAACAAAAUCAAUAUUUUUAAAAACGGCGAAAGCAAAAAAAAUUAUAUACGAGUUGUAGACUUAAUUUUUUGUUGAGCAUAUUGAGCAGCUUAAGUAACUAAAUGAAAAUGAUGAGAACGGAAACGAAGACACCUGGUUUUCCUUGCGUUUUGUGUGUAAUAAUUAUUAUUAUUAUUAUUAUAAUAUUAUUAUCAACUUUUAAAUAUAUAGCGUGUAUGUUUUUCGUUUUUAAUCUAGACUCUUCUUAUUUUUAUUCUUGAUUUUUGUUUAACAUUUGUUACAAACGGCAGACACUCACACUCACAGUCCACGGAAACAAAGGAUAUCGCAUACACACUGCACUACACUAGACUACACGGUACACUCAUCGACAAACUUUUGCAUUUUCGGGCAUAGCUUUCGUUUUAGAUUUGUGUAUAGAGAGGGGAGGGAGGAGAAAGGAGAGAUUGAGAGAGAUAUAGCGAGCGAGUAAGCCAGCACAAAGUGUCCUCGCUGCCGCCGACUGCACGUGCCCCCAAAGGGUCCUGGAUCCGGGAUACAGUGGGACUGGGGACGGGGAUCAGGAUGGGAUCGGGAUCGGGAUCGGAAUCGGGAUCUUGGGGUGCGAGUAGAGUUAACUGAUAUUGAGCCAAUGUUUGCCUAGGCCUACGACGACCACAUUUGAAAGCGUAACCGUAACCGACAAACAGACAGACAGACACACUGAGAGAAACAGAGAGCACCACAGAAACAAACCGAAAAUCAUUGCAUAUAAGGUUGGGGAAGUAAGAUGAGUAGGUGGUGCUUAAUACUAGCUUUUGGAAAUAAUAGAUAUUGUUGUCCAGAACAAAGAGAAAUUAUAAUUUCCAAAUAUUAUAAUAAAUAUUGUAUUUACUUUAAAAUAUGUUUGCCAAAAGUGAUGAUCACAAUCUUCAUACAUAAAUGUUUUUCUUUUUUGCCAUGGUUAAAAUAUUUUUCGAUACUUCUGACCACCUUUCUUCUUGCAACCCCAAUCAAAGAUGUGCUACUAUGUGUGUAAAUUAUAUUCCCCUGGUGGUGUUGCAUGCGGGCGUGCCUCAAAACAAUAGACUGAACUUUUAAACGGCUUGUGUAGGAAAAAAUUCUUCUGUUUUAUCGAUAACUAGUUAAUUUGUUAUGUAUUUUGUGUUUUUAAUCGUACACCGGUUUUUGUUUCGCGUGCAUAGCGCUUAUUUUGUAGCCCACACCAGCAGCACCAUUACACUGACGUGCCGCAUCUUUCCGGUCUGCAAACAUUUGGGGACUCCCUACUGACCGAAGGCGGAGACCUUAUUUAUAUUAUUCGCGGCUUUGGACUAGUUAUUGCUCAAAACUAUGUGAGAGGACUAAUAGAAAUGACAUACUUAAUGGUUGUAUCACAGCUAUGGCGGCCCCUUAAGUUGUUUGCUUUAGUUUUAGGACAACUCUAGGCGUGUUACGGAAGCUUCCUUAAGUAAAAUAAUAAUAGUACCGCAGCCAACUGAAUGAAACACAAGCAAAGUGGGUGGGGAGAUGACAGGGUCGCUUAAAGAUUAUCAAAUUAUUUGCUGAAACUCUAGUGUCCAAGGGGAGGAGAUGAAACGAAACAAAAGCAAAGUAAGAACUAACACGAAAUCGAGGAAAACCAUGAAAUUUUAGCUAUUUCGUUGCAAUAUUUUUUAUAUACGAUAUUUAAGUAGUGGGGGAUGCAUGAGACAAACGAAAGGGAAAAUCAAAUGGAACAUUGAGAUCAAGUUGCAAAAAAUCAAGCGUUUAAAAUCGAUUCGUAGCAAUUACAACAAAAAUCAUAUAUACAAUUUAUAUACAAGAAAAAACAAAAGAAGCCACUAAAUAUAUACACAAUAUAUAUAUAUACAACAUUGACAUUUGAUAAGCAACAAAGGAAACUUACUAGUUUUAUAUAAACGCCACGCCCCGUACACGAAUACACCACAUAUGACACACCCCCAGAAACAGAAGGCACACCAAACACACACCAGACACACACGAACUAACACAGCAAUUGAGGAGGAACUUAUUAACGAUUAACGAUUAACGAUCACUGAUCACUGAUCACUGAUCGACUGUGUGAGCCGAGUGGAGGAGAGGAAGAGUAAACAGAUCAAGAGACAUGAGAAAUAUUAUUAUUAUUAUUGUACACCUAAGAGCAAAACGCUGACACGACCAGCAGAACGAAAAAUCUUACAAAAAAAGAGAUAUUGUUAUAUACUAGUAAUAUUAAGACCACAAACAACAAAAGAGAAGAAAAGAAAAACUUGACAAAAAAAGCAAAAAAUAGAAUCAAAUAAAAUAUUGAAUCGAAAAAAAGA